AUGCGGUGCAUCAUUCUCCACUACCCUGCUGAUGAACAGUGCAUCACCGUCCGGGAUGUGGACCUCUGCACCGACGACGUUUCACGACUCCGACAAGCCUGUGGGGCCAGCAUCUACCCAGGAGCGGACGGCGGUUGCGUCUCCUCCGAUCCACCAUGGCUUUCAUCGCACAGGACCAGGGCGAAUAGGAGACGCUCAUCCACAGAUUGUGACAAGAAUGUGGGGGAGGACGGUGGAGGUGAUGCUACUAUCGACGCCGAUAUUCGCCUGGUCUUUGCGGGCAAGGAUCUACAGAAGGGACGGCCUCUACUGGGAUACGGUCUCCAGGCUGACAGCACCGUACACGUUCUCGGUAGACUCAGGGGAGGGGCUCAACUCGGAAAGGUGGUCAAGGGCCGAAGCCAGGUGAAAAAGAAAGGCGCCGAGAAACCCAAGGAAUACGCAGAGCUGCAGGCCAAGUACGCAAAGAUGCAGGAGAUGGAUAUGGCCAGGUCUGGGGCCAUCGCUGCGAAGGCAGAACUGCGACGCCGUAUCGACAAGGAGGAGAAGAACAGCAAAAUGAAUCGGCUCAAGAUCCAGAACCAGUGGAGAAAAAUCAUGCGGCUGGCGAAGGUGACCAAGAAGAGACCGGGGGGGCUAGUGUUGACGGCCCAAGACCGGGUGGAAAGUCUUCGCAAGGACAUCGAGAUCCUCUCGCAGAACCACGAGCGAGACGUGGACCGAAAGGAUGCCAUCAUUCAGAUGCUUGAUCGAGACCUCGAGGAGGCCGAGGAUCAGUUCCAGACGGCUCUUCGGGCGCACCUCCAGAACAUGGAUCAGCUCAUUGAUUUGCAAGACUCCAGGCUGCUAGCGCUCGAGCAGGAAUUUGAGGUGGAGCUCAAGACGCUGCAACGGGAGUUUGCAGAAGAGCGAAAUCAUGUGGUCAAGCAACACGCGGCGGAGGUGCAAGAGCUGAGCGACAUCAUCGCCGCCGUAGAGGCGCAAGAAGAGGAACGAGAGGCCGACGCAAAGCAGGAGCACGAGCAGCAGCGUGAAGAGAUCCGAAAUAAGAACUUGGAGGAGAUAAACGUCCUUCGCAUCACGCUAGACACUCAAAUCGAAGACUUAGAGCAGCACUUCGAGACGGCACACAUCAACUACCUGCAGAACACGGAUCAACGAACGACGGAUUUCAAGUACCUCACUUCAAAAGAUCAGGAACUAAGCCGGGAAAUCGAAGUCAAGAUACGCAAGAUUGAGCGCCUACAGAGCAGUCUCCAACACUGGCGAACAAAGGUACAAAACCCGAUGCCCCAUUUCACACGAACGCAGAUGCUGCUUGCAGACUGCACGGCCCCCAUUCGACUAUGUAAAUCGAACGCGUGUCAAUCACGGUUCGAAGGAACGACAACAUACAACAAUGCCCAUAGCAUAAGGACGUCCUGA
Messenger RNA from Ectocarpus sp. CCAP 1310/34, 1425 nucleotides. Lineage: Eukaryota; Phaeophyceae; Ectocarpales; Ectocarpaceae. The record is from the annotation of a GenBank genome assembly.